UUUAAAUUAAAAGUUAUCUCUUUGCUUCAGGACUUGAGUUAAUGACAAAAUGGAAAUCUUUAAGGGAUCAAUUUCGUAAGGAGUUAAAGUUGCAGCAAUGUUCAAAAUCCGGUCAAGCUGCCUCAAAACGACGAAAGUAUAUUCAUUAUGAUGCAUUACUUUUUUUAAAGAAACAUACAGAACACGCUUCAACAUCGUCAAACAUGUUCAAUGAGGACAGUCAAGAUGUUUUUGAGGAUGACGACAGUUCGGUUAAUACCACCCCUAGUGUUACGGAACCAUCCACGUCUAAUAAAAAGAAAACAUUAGUCCAAAUGUUUCUGGAAUCUAAUAAAGAGAUAUCGAAUGUUAUGCGCGAGAGUAUAGAUAUACAAAGAAAUAAUGUUCAAACACAAUAUCGCGACGAGCGUGGAAAUGAGGCAUUUUUCCGUCCGUUGCUACCACUUAUGGACAAAAUAAAAGAAGACUGUUUAAUUGAUGCCAGAACUGAGAUUGUGGCCGUAAUUAAGAAAUACACACCAUCAUCACAUACAUUGCUAGACUCUUAUUCUCGUACAUCCACACCAACAAGCGAGGACGAUAUUGCUCAAAUGUUAGAACACUUUGAUGGAAUGUAAACAUUAAGUUUUAAUUUGAUGUAAGCGUU
This is a messenger RNA of Pectinophora gossypiella (pink bollworm), 646 nucleotides long. RefSeq lists its product as uncharacterized. The record is from RefSeq and is a predicted model, not a curated record. The coding region runs from base 42 to 617 and encodes 191 amino acids. Lineage: Eukaryota; Metazoa; Arthropoda; Insecta; Lepidoptera; Gelechiidae. The transcript has a single exon.